Molecule: messenger RNA, 1119 nt
Organism: Colletotrichum scovillei
Lineage: Eukaryota; Fungi; Ascomycota; Sordariomycetes; Glomerellales; Glomerellaceae
Product: methanesulfonate monooxygenase
Exons: 3
Coding region: 1-1119 (372 amino acids)
Biological process (GO): alkanesulfonate catabolic process
Molecular function (GO): alkanesulfonate monooxygenase activity
Source: RefSeq, a predicted model, not a curated record
AUGAGCGCUCAACCACACCCCCUCAAUAGCGACCCUGAACGACUGCUUUUCGCAUACUGGGUACCCAAUGUCUCAGGGGGCUUGAUCAUCAGCAAGAUCCCGCAGAGGACAAACUGGGACCUGGCUAGCAACGUCAAAUACGCCAAGGCUGCAGAGCAAGCUGGCAUCGAGUACGGCCUCACACAGAUUCGCUUCACGUCUGGAUAUGGUGCUGCAAACCAACAUGAGUCUGUGUCCUUCUCGCAGGCAAUUCUUCAAGCAACAGACACAGUCAAGAUCAUUGCUGCUAUUCUCCCUGGGCCCUGGAAUCCCACGACGGUGGCGAAGCAGAUCGCUAGCAUCGACCACUACAGCAAUGGCCGCAUUGCCGUUAACAUCCAUGCUGAGCGUUACCGUCGCAGCAAUGAGUUCAUCCGCUGUCUCAAAGGCAUCUGGACCGCACCCGAGGACACAGGAUUUACCUUUGGCGGUGACUUUUACCGCUACAGGAACUAUGUACUCAAUCCUAAGCCAGUCCAGAAACCCCAUCCCGAGAUCUUCCAGGGCGGCAACAGCGACGACGCCAGGAACAAUGGCGCCGAGGUCAGUGACUGGUACUUCAUGAACGGCAACGACCUCGAUGGUUUCCGUAACCAGAUUGCGGACGUAAAGGCCCGCGCGGCAAAGGUCGGCCGCGAGGACCAGGUGCGCUUCGCGGUGAACGGCUUUGUCAUCGUUCGUGAAACAGAAGAAGAGGCCGUUCGCGUGUUGCAGGAGAUCCAAGGCAAGGCGGACAAGGAGGCCGUCGAGGCGUUCCGGGCCUCUGUUCAAGAAGCUGGGGCCAGCACCUCAAACAAGAAGGGCAUGUGGGCCGAUAGCAAGUUUGACGACUUGGUACAGUACAACGAUGGCUUCAAGACAAAGCUCAUUGGUACUAAGGAGCAAGUUGCUGAGCGACUCGUUUUGUUGAAGAGUUUGGGUGUUAACCUAGUGCUCACCGCCUUCUUACACUACGAUGAAGAGAUUGAGCAGUUUGGACGGGAGGUUUUGCCCCUCGUAAGACAGUUCGAGAAGGAGGGUCGUGGUAAGGACGCGAACCUUGAGAUCGAGAGAACAGGAGAUGUGUACCGUAAGAAAUAG